AUGCCCAGUUCUAGAUCAUCAACUGCAUCUCCAGCCUCUCGCUCUCAGGAAUCAGUCGCUGGCUCAUUUGCUGGUCCUGGGAUGGAAGUCUCCUCGCACGCAUCAAACUCACCACAACAUAAUGAUCCAAUGACCGACGACGAUCCCGACAACCAAUCACCGCCUCCUGAUAGUAAAAAUGCUGCAUCACAGCCUGCUGAUGCAGGUGAAGAGGAAGAGGAACCACAGAUUGUCGUUAUGAUGGAAACUGCAAACUCACCAACUAUACGUCAACGUCAAUCGCUAAUAAAUAGUGUCAAAUCACCUCAUAUCUCUAGACAGCCUUCUCCCUCUUCCGUCCGUGCUGAAUCUCCCGCUGCCAAUAUGGUACCUAAAGGCAGCAAACAGCAACAACCGUCUUCAUCUACUGGUGACGAAAAGGCAGCUACUGGUGGUGCUGCUCCACACGAGGAAGACUUUGACGAUACCAGUAAAUCAAAGAAACGAGGUCGACCACGACGAGGUGAAGGAAAACUGACGCGACCAUCUACAAUCACCGUCGAAUAUUAUGAAAGUCCCGAUGACUAUGCUGAAGAGCAAUUACCUGCCAAACGUCGACGCACCAAAAAGGAACAUGCUGAUUUUGGAACCGGUGAUGAAGGACCACCACUUCCUACUACUAGUACAACAACAACAAGUACAAGGCAAAGAUUGCCUCGUGUUGCUGCUAAUGCUGCCGCAACUGCUGCUGCUUCGGCAGGUACAGCAUCAACUAAACCUAAUACAACUCAACAAUCUAAAAGUCGAUUACUUGUCAAUACCGCCAAAGAUCAUGAGGACAAGCGUCAUAAUGACGAUGACGAUGCUCGUUCUCAAGGAUCGCAACAUACUGGAUCACAUUUCUCGAAUGGUGAUACUCCUGUAAAUGAGUCGGAUGAAGAUCAUAAUGAAGAGGAAGACGAUGAAGGAGCUGCUGAAGCUGCAGAUGAAGACGACGAAGAAACUUUAGAAAGGAAGCGUAUUGUUCGUUCAGCUCGUGCCGAGUCACUGGAUUUGAGACGUCGAGUAGAGAAUACUGUUGCCAAGUAUUAUGAUCUCAAAUUACAGGAAUUGGCUAUUGAAGAAGAACGAAUCAAGUCUCGCAAACAUCCAGACUUUACACGAGGAUUGCAAGAGAUUGAAGAAAAGAAGGAAGCUCAAUUGAAGAUGGCUGAAAACAAGUUUCAAAUGGCUAAAGCUGCUGCCAUUGAAUUGUUUGUAUCAGCUCAAAAGUCUGCCAAGGAUACCUUCAUUGGUCAACGUCGUAAAUUACGAAAAGAUUUGGCCGAAUUCACUCAACGACGAAAAUUCCAAUUACAAAAUGAGUACUCUACAUUACUGUCACGACAUGCACCAGCGGCAGUUCGAGAACCUCGAGAAGAUGUUGUUGAGAGGCAAAGGAAGCGAGAAGAAACUCUAGAAGAAGCUCUUGGUCAACCAUCUGGAUUACCACCCAACUCUGGUAACGUGCCUGAUUGGGUACGCUUGGAAGCCAGGAAUCAACGCCGAGUUGGUGAUGGGCUGCUAGUUCCUACAUUCUGUGGAUCAUUGACCGAAUUAGAACAAGAGCAAGAUAUGCUGGUUAUUCGAUCCAAGGUUGGGGAAAAUGGAUUCUAG
Molecule: messenger RNA, 1635 nt
Organism: Synchytrium microbalum
Lineage: Eukaryota; Fungi; Chytridiomycota; Chytridiomycetes; Synchytriales; Synchytriaceae
Exons: 6
Coding region: 1-1635 (544 amino acids)
Source: RefSeq, a predicted model, not a curated record